Lactuca virosa is the source of this 2469-nucleotide messenger RNA. NCBI's taxonomy places the organism in Eukaryota, Viridiplantae, Streptophyta, Magnoliopsida, Asterales, Asteraceae. The record is from the annotation of a GenBank genome assembly.
CCGCAGUCUUUCAGUUGAACACUCAAACCCCCAAAUCAUCAUUUGCAAUUUUGCAUCAUCAACAUUCCCAUAAAACUUCACAACCAAAUUCCCCAAUUUCGCAUUCAGUUCAUACUCCUAGGGAUCUUUUUCCUCAAUUUUAAAUUCCUUGGAUCACGAUUCAUGGAAAUGAGUACCACUAGUUAUCAUAUACCCAAACCAUUUCUGAAUUCCAGUUGUUACACGCCUGUUGGUGUGUCCGCAACUUGGAUCACCCGUUUUCCUGUUGCUGUUGUUCGUAAUCGUCGCUCCAGGAAUCGGAAAACGUUGAAGGUUGUAAAGGCGGUAGCGGCGGCAUCCACUGCUCGUGGUCGUGCUGCCGUGAACGGAGGUAGCCGGAGUGAACAGGAAUUGCAAUCGUCGUCAAAUGCCUCCAUUAGUAGCAGUGCGUUAGAGCAAUUAGAUAUCGAGCGUGGCGUUUGUAUUCCGUUUCGAAAGUACACCCCUGAUACUGUUAGAAGUAAGGUGUUGGAGUCACAAGGUGCGAUUUUAUCACUGGUUGGAAGAGGAGUUGAGAUUGUUUGGAAGUUGGGAUUCUACUGGACAAGAUUGGUGUAUGAUUAUCUAGUUGGUCGUGAUGAAGAAGUUGUUCCUUUUCGUGCUAGGCAGCUCAGGAAUCUAUUAUGCGACUUGGGCCCUUCUUUCAUCAAAGCUGGCCAGGUUCUUGCAAACAGACCUGAUAUUAUUAGGGAAGAUUACAUGAAUGAACUUUGCAUUCUUCAAGAUGAUGUUCCUCCUUUUCCUAAUCAGGUUGCUUUCAACAUUAUAGAAGAGGAGUUAGGUCAACCUCUUGAAGCUGUUUUCAGCAAAAUUUCAUCAGAGACCAUAGCAGCUGCAAGUUUAGGUCAAGUUUACAGGGCUACUCUACGUGCUUCAGGAGAGGAUGUUGCUAUUAAGGUCCAAAGGCCUGAAAUAGAGCCUAUAAUAUACAGGGACCUAUUCCUGUUCCGGACACUUGCUUCCUUCCUGAAUGGAAUCAGUUUACAGAAGUUGGGUUGCAAUGCAGAGCUUAUAGUUGAUGAAUUUGGUGAGAAGCUUCUGGAGGAGCUUGAUUAUACAUUGGAAGCACGCAAUAUUGAAGAUUUUCUUGAAAACUUCAAAGGAGAUCCAACUGUUAAAAUUCCAAGGGCAUACAGACAGCUUUCUGGUUCACGUGUUCUAGUGAUGGAAUGGAUUGAUGGAAUCCGGUGUACUGAUCCACAGGCCAUUAAGGAAGCUGGUAUUGAUGUAAAUGGAUUUUUGACUGUUGGUGUUAGUGCUGCUUUGAGACAGUUGCUAGAGUUUGGUUUGUUUCAUGGUGAUCCUCACCCUGGAAAUAUUUUUGCCAUGCGGGAUGGACGUAUUGCUUAUGUGGACUUUGGGAAUGUUGCUCAGUUAAGCCAGCAAAAUAAACAGAUUUUAAUUGAUGCUGUUGUCCAUGCUGUAAAUGAAGAUUAUGCUGAAAUGGCAUAUGAUUUCACAAGACUUGGAUUCCUUGCUAAAGGAACAGAUGUCUCCCCCAUUAUUCCAGCAUUAGAAUCCAUCUGGCAGAAUUCUGCAGGAAAAGGAUUAGCUGAUUUUAAUUUUAGAAGUGUUACAGGGAAAUUCAAUCAACUUGUGUAUCAAUACCCUAUUCGGAUUCCAGAAAGAUUUUCUCUUGUCAUUCGUUCUUUAUUGACUCAAGAAGGCAUCUGUUUCACACUAAAACCAGAUUUUAAGUUUCUUGAGGUUGCAUAUCCAUACAUUGCAAAACGUCUUUUAACAGAUCCAAAUCCCGCUCUUCGUGAACGCCUUGUUCAGGUUUUGUUUAAAGAUGGUCUUUUCCAAUGGAAGAGGCUUGAAAAUUUAAUCGUGUUGGCAAAAGAGAAUGUAACAAAAAUGAGCAGCAAUCCUGCAUAUCAAGGAAACAACACGGAAAGUUCGAGAGGGUUGCAGGUUCAAAGGAAGUUGGAUCUAACGGACACGAUUAAAGAUGGAGCCCGGCUUUUCUUGAUUGAUGAAGGAAUACGUAGGCAACUUCUUCUUGCAUUAACAGAGGAUUCUAAGCUUCAUAUUGAAGAGCUUGUGGAUGUGUAUAGGCUUGUUGAAGAUCAAAUAGACAUUCCCUCAGUUGCUUUGGAGGUUGUCAGAGACUUACCUUCAGCUGCUCGUGAUUUCAUGCUUUCAUGGAGUGCUUCUGUAUUAUCUGAUAAAUGAUUCGGGUUUUUUUGACACACGUGUUCAUAGAGGUAUAAAAAAAGUUAUAGUUACAUAAUUUGUAUAGAAUUAAGCCAUCAAAUAUUUUUUUGGCUAAACAGAUUUAUAGGUAAAAAAAAGGAAAAGAAAUUUGUAAGUUGAUGUACAAUAAUUAGUCUUUUAUAUCGGGACUAAUAUAAACAUAUACCAUUGAUGGCCUUGAUGUAUUGUAUAUAAAACGGAAAUGACACUACUCAGAGGUUUAUGCAGCUAGUU